CUGACGAUAAAAUUUACUGAUUUCUUCAUUUCAGUUAAUAUCCCCUACGACAAAGGAUUAUCAGCAGUCCUAAGAUAUCUUGGCGAUAAAAUAGAGCAUGAAAACUGUGUAGAGGGAGUGCUUGAUUGGAUCGCACAGACUCAGUGCCGAAAUGGAGCCUCCACGCAUCCUUUCCUUCCACUUCUCACUUGGAAAGUCUUUCUAGUGCACAAUGAAAAUCCAAAAAUCUUCCAAUAUGGCCUUGAAAUUCUCAUCCACUGCACCAGCGUUGGUGAAAUGAAGAUCCAAGCUCCGGACCCACCCUCCUCAAGGGCAGAACAGCCAACUUCCCAAGAAAUAUGUGACGCAGUAAUCAACAACAGCAUCUAUUGGAAUGAAAAUACCUUGAAUCUAAUCUCAGAAUUGGCCAGAAGACAUUCAGAGCAUCUUAAAGUUCAUGAAAGGGCUCUUGCUCUUUUGGAAGCUAUUUUCUGCCCACUGAGAACAAAUGAUCUUACUCAAGAAGCACGCCUUACCUAUUGGUCGAAAUAUAGUCUCAUAUAUCGAAGUGUUUUCAAAAUGGUAUACCCUGAAUUGAUUAUUAGAGGAUUAAUGAAAGUUCAUGACGGAUUUCCAGAUAUUCUCCGAAUCGCUUUAUCGACUAUGUGGAAACUCUGCAUUGAUGAGGAAAAUUCCAAGAAGUUUUUAGAGAUGGAUGCCUUUAAAUUAGUUUAUGAUGUAAUGUAUUACUGGCCAAAACACCCCGAGAUUAUUAACCAGGGGGCACUGAGUCUAACUGCUCUUUCAUCAUCAAGGUGGAUGAUUGAGGAUAUACUUAUGCAAUAUGACAUUCCAACUUUGCUUCUGAACUCUCUUGAUACCUUCUGUCUGUAUAAUGAAAUUUGUUAUAACCUCUUCUAUACCGUCGGUUCAAUUAUAAACCACUCAGCUGAACAAGUUCUACGAUUCGUGCGUCCAGGUGCCAUAAUGAAGGAGAAAAAUCUAAUUGCCUUGAUACUGAAAGCCUACUCAAUUCACCAUGAUAACGAUAGAAUCAUAGGCACCCUUAUCAAACUCAUAAGCACUAUUAUGGCAGACGAUGCCAUCUUAGAGGCCAUUUUCAGUGCUAUUCCGACCUUGAAAGCACUUUUAACGGAGAUUUACAGUCGUUUCCACAACUGUAGAGAGUUGGGAUCCGCUGCUCAGGAAGUUCUCCAGAGGAUUCCAGUGGCUUAUAAUAUCCCUAUGGAUGCGAUUGAACCAGACAUUUUGAUUGAUUUCAAAAUGCUCUCAAUUUAA
Molecule: messenger RNA, 1278 nt
Organism: Rodentolepis nana
Lineage: Eukaryota; Metazoa; Platyhelminthes; Cestoda; Cyclophyllidea; Hymenolepididae
Source: the annotation of a GenBank genome assembly